Molecule: messenger RNA, 1276 nt
Organism: Amblyraja radiata (thorny skate)
Lineage: Eukaryota; Metazoa; Chordata; Chondrichthyes; Rajiformes; Rajidae
Product: neuropeptide FF receptor 2
Exons: 3
Coding region: 1-1275 (424 amino acids)
Biological process (GO): G protein-coupled receptor signaling pathway; regulation of MAPK cascade; cellular response to hormone stimulus
Cellular component (GO): plasma membrane
Molecular function (GO): neuropeptide receptor activity; opioid receptor binding; peptide binding
Source: RefSeq, a predicted model, not a curated record
AUGAGUGAGGAACUGGAUCAGAAUGUUACAGCUCAGGAAUACUAUUCAUUCUUUUUUAAUGGAUCAACUUCCUAUUUUUAUCUUCAAAACAACGUGACAUAUCUUCCGUUUUAUCAGCACACCGCUUCCGUGGCCACAGUCUUCAUCAUCUCGUACCUGCUCAUCUUCCUGCUCUGUAUGCUGGGUAACAGUUUGGUUUGUUUCAUUGUGAUGAAGAACCGACACAUGCGGACAGUAACCAACCUCUUCAUCCUUAACCUUGCCAUUAGCGACCUCCUUGUUGGGAUAUUCUGUAUGCCUACCACCCUUGUAGACAAUAUUCUUACAGGCUGGCCCUUUGGAAACUUUGUUUGCAAGAUGAGUGGAUUGAUUCAAGGAAUCUCCGUUUCAGCCUCAGUUUUUACUCUUGUUGCAAUAGCAGUGGACAGGUUCAGAUGCAUUGUUUACCCUUUCAAACAGAAACUGAACAUGACUGUUGCAGCCAUCAUCAUCUCUGUGAUAUGGGUUCUCGCUGUUUCAAUAAUGUGUCCUUCUGCAAUCAUGCUGCAGGUGGCCAAGCUGCCUGACAGUGUCAAGAUCAUCCAAAGCAGCAAGAAUAUAUACCCUUGCUAUCAAUGUUAUGAGGCAUGGCCAAGUCUAGAAAUGAGAAAGAUUUAUACGACGGUUUUAUUUUCCAACAUUUACUUAGCUCCUUUAUCACUUAUAGUUAUUAUGUACGCAAGGAUGGGGCUGACCCUCCUUAAAACUAGCGUGCCCGUUAGUGAAGUGACUCAGCACGAAAGUCGCAAUGCUGUGACUAAAAGGAAGCGACGAGCCAUCAAGAUGUUGGGCAUUGUUGCUCUGGUGUUCACCUUGUCAUGGCUGCCGCUUUGGACUCUGAUGAUGUUGUCUGACUACGCCAGCCUCUCGCACAAUAAACUGAGGGUGAUCAAUUUCUACAUCUACCCCUUUGCCCAUUGGUUGGCCUUCUGCAACAGCAGCAUCAACCCCAUCAUUUACGGUUAUUUCAACAAGAACUUUCGCCGAGGCUUUCAGUCUGUCUUCCGGUUUCAUCCAUGCUCUUCUAAAGUCAGCCACACUCGCCAAAUAUCCAACAAAUUCAUCUUAACGCCACAGAAUAAAAUUGGGCAAGAUCCUGUCACAAGUAACUCUGAGGUAAUGGACGAUUGCAGCACACGUCAGGCACACAAACACGUUUGUAAACGGAAUGAAAACCUCGUUCUUGAAGAGCUUGAUAAUAGAAUAAAGGAAAGUGAUCAUGACGUUUCAUUAUAAA